Notothenia coriiceps (black rockcod) is the source of this 341-nucleotide messenger RNA. Its product is annotated as ubiquitin-conjugating enzyme E2 variant 2-like. The record is from RefSeq and is a predicted model, not a curated record. NCBI's taxonomy places the organism in Eukaryota, Metazoa, Chordata, Actinopteri, Perciformes, Nototheniidae. The transcript is spliced from 2 exons. Bases 87 to 326 code for a protein of 79 amino acids.
AAUAGCUGAGAGAAGAAGAAGAAGAAGAACUUAUUCGACGGACACGCUCCACUUUACGUGCGCGCUUCCGUGAAUCUAUAACAAAGAUGGCGGCCGCCUUAUCAGGCAUCGUAGUUCCCCGCAGCUUUCGUCUGCUGGAGGAACUGGAGGAAGGUCAGAAGGGAGGUGGAGACGGUACGGUGAGCUGGGGCCUCGCAGAUGAUGACGACAUGACACUAACUCAUUGGAACGGCAUGAUCAUCGGCCCGGCCAAGGUGACCCCCCCCCUGAGUUUACAGCACCAAUACAUUACUCUGCUCUUCUAUUCAAUGGCCAAUGGACUUUAAGCAUUGCAUUCGUAU